GCCCAGGCGGGGCUUGGCUCUGCGGGACCGGACCAAGAGCGGCCCAGAGGAGGAGACUGGGCGGAAGCCCAGGGGGCGCGGUCGUGGCCCGGAGGCCGUGGCAUUUCCAGCCCUGCCGCAAUGCCCGGGCUGCUGUUUGGGGCUGGCUAAUGAUUAGCAGGAAAAAUGUCACUCUGGGGCGCGCACACCUUCCGGGAGCGAGGGGCCGGUGGCAUGCAGAGGCCACCUCUGUGUUUACAGCCUGUGACGUGACAGAGCGGGGAACUUCCUGUUAACUGGUGACGCGGGUCGGGAUUCUCCGGAGGCCACUCAGCUGUAUUCCUGCGUCUGUGUGCAGCUAGAGAGGACCCUGGCCCAGAUGCCUUUGGGAUCAGAGAACCUUCUCUGAAGCCCCGAAGAGGAAGGAGGCCUUCCUGCCCGAGGGGUGAAGAAAACGUGUGGAGAUGGAGGGCAGCUGGAAAGGCAUCCCGGCCAUGCUGGUCAUCCUGGCGGGGCUGGCAGCUUCUGGAUCCAGCUAUCAAAUCAUAGAAGGUCCCAAGAACGCAACGGUGCUGGAGGGCACAGAGGCUCGCUUCAACUGCACCAUCUCGCGGGGCUGGAGGCUCAUCAUGUGGGCUCUGAAUGACACGGUGGUGCUGAGCAUCACACCCACGGAGCCCAUCAUCACCAACGACCGCUUUACCUCUGCCAGUUAUGAGGAGGGCAGCAACUCCAUCUCUGAGAUGAUAAUCCAUGACGUGCGGCUCCAGGACACCGGGCGUAUUAAGUGCAGCCUCCAGAACAGCGACCGGGAUGCCUCUGCUUUCCUUUCCGUCCAAGUUAUGGGGGAGUUGCUCAUUCCCAGAGGCAACCUUAUAGUUCCUGAGGAUAAGCCCUGUAAUGUGACUUGCCAUGCAUUGGGCUGGAUCCCUCUCCCGGAUAUUUCCUGGGAGAUCGGCAUUCCGGUGAGCCACCCAAGCUAUAAUUCUGGUCCGGAGCCCGACGACGUCCAAAGUGCAGUGAGUGUCUUGACUCUCACACCACAGGGCAAUGGGACUCUGACUUGCCUGGCUAACAUGAAGGGCCUGAAUGCCCACAAGUCUGUAACUGUGAAUCUUACUGUGGUUCAGCCUUCUUGGGGCAGCAUUGAUAGAGCAGGUACAUCCUUGCCUACCUGGGCCAUAGCUCUGCUUGCAGUAUCUUUGUCAUUGCUUUUGAUCCUGAUAAUUGUUCUGAUUAUAAUAUUCUGCUGUUGCUGUGUCUCCAGGCAAGAGAAAAAAGAAUCUAGUUAUCAAAAUGAAAUAAGUCACUCAGUGGUGGUAACGCAGCGUUGGGAGAGGCGGCUGUGGUCUCUGAGAACACUACAAAGCAUCGGUCUGAAAGUGCUCCUCCUUUGGGGCCUGACAGAGGGCAAGAGGAGAGGAAGGCAAAUGGACUCCAGGAAUUAUUCCAGCAUUUCUCUAGGGUGCUGUUUCCAGCAGGAUGGCAGCCUGGAUUCUUCUGUUCACCAUUAUGGACUUUGUAACAUCUUUUAUUUCUCUUCUCUGGGAUCUUUGAUGAUUUUAAAACAUAGUACAGUGGUCAACAGCUAUUUGGGGUCAUGGAUAGAGAAUAAGAAGAAUAAUGACGACAACAGCAAUAAUAUGACAGUAGGGAUGACAAUCGCUAGUAUAUGCUGAGUGCCGAACAUACAUUAGGUCCAGGGAGGAAAGACGGGGAGACUCACCGAGACCCCGCAUCCUACCUGCUUUCCGUGCACAGUGGCACCUGUGCAAACUCCAGUUGCUUCGGGCUCCUUCUGCCGUAGAAUCACACAUAUUCCUUCCUACAGAAUCAAUGCAUUUUUUAUAUAGAAAAAAUUAAAAUAUACUUUCAGGAAAUGAUUUUGAGAGGCUCUGGGGGAUGCAGUCGGUUGAGCAUCUGACUCUUGAUUUCUGCUUAGGUCAUGAUCUCUCCGUGCCCAGUGAGGAGUCCGCUGGAGACUCUCUCUCCCUUUCAGUCCGCCACUCCUCCCUAAAAAUAAAUGAGCAAAUCUUUAAAAAAAUAGAAAUGAUUUUCAAAUCACCCCAAUUCUAUCGUUCAGAAGCAGGCAUUGUUAUGUAAGUAUGUAUCUGCUCACACGCAUGUGUGUUCGCAUAGAUACAUGCGCAUAUGCAUUUUGUGAAAUUUGCAUCAGCAUAAAUUUUAUUUUGUAGCGUGCUCUUCUCACUUGGCACUAUUCUGCAGAUUCUGUUAAUAAAUUUCUGUAAUAAAUAAAUUUCUGUUAAUAAAUAGUAAUAAUAAAUUUCUGCUUAAUAGAAAUGUCUUAUUGAAGUAUAAUAUAAGUUCAGAAAAGUAUACAAAUUGUAGGUGUGUAGCUUGAUUCCUUUUCACAAAGCAUAUGGGCCUUGAGUGGGGACAUGCAGAACUAGAGCACCCCAGAUCCCCAACCUCUCCAUGCCCCUCAAAUCACUGUCUGCCCCUUCCUCAAAGGUCAUUUCUUUUUCUUUC
This is a messenger RNA of Zalophus californianus (California sea lion), 2469 nucleotides long. RefSeq names its product immunoglobulin superfamily member 5 (gene IGSF5). Gene Ontology annotation, biological process: cell-cell adhesion. The record is from RefSeq and is a predicted model, not a curated record. Lineage: Eukaryota; Metazoa; Chordata; Mammalia; Carnivora; Otariidae. Bases 444 to 1658 code for a protein of 404 amino acids. The transcript has 7 exons.